AUGACUGACCAGCCCGAAGGCCCGGGGGAACUUCACGAACGAAUCCAUACAGGUGGCAACAGUGAGUUGUGCACCGCAUGCCAAAAGAUUUUCAGUGGCAUGCAACUCUUCAAUGAGCAUGAGCACAUGAAAUAUGGGACACUGGUCUAUAAUGCGGCGCAUGGAUGUUCCUUGUGUGCGAUGUUGGCUUUGCAUUUCUCGUCGCAAUCAGAUGGCGUCCGGGACGGUCAGAUGAUCAAGACUUGGCUUAGUUUCAAGUCGCGAUUGAGUGAUGGGCUUACUCCCAUAAUCUGGGCCCGACUGAUGGAUAGCGCGGAGUCAUCUCCCAUCGAACUGCACAUGGUGCCCUUGACUGUCGAUGUCCGCGUUACUGUCAUAGGACAAGAUCAGGUGGCUGGUCCCAUGGAGCGAGGCUACUUACAAGCUCGUGGCUUCUGGAUGUUCGACGACACAAUCGUGUACACCGGUAUCCGAGUGAAAUUGGACGAAUCUCCCAGAGUCGGUGGCCUUUCGCCGAAUCUUCACUGCGUCCCAAUCUCUCAAUACGACUACGGGAAUGGGGCCAGAACGAUCUGGUUUGGCCUUGUCCUGGAAAGCACCGGAAAGCGAGAUAGGGAGUUCCGGCGCAGAGGCGUAUUCGACAUCUGGGACGACAAUCUAUUUGCUCAAAUGUUCCAGCGUCGCAUGGUGAGACCGAAAGAGGAACAAACAGAGCCCGAUGGCAUUGAUUCUCUCCACAAAUCACCCUCUGGGCUCGCUAUGGAGAAGAUGGGAGGGGACGACAGCAGUAGCAGCACGGCCAGCGAAAGAGCGCUUGAUGAGUCAGCGGUGCUGUCAGAUGAGUCAGGCUUUUACGGGGACGAGAAUAUGAAAGCUGAGUAUGAAUCGAGGGAUUCAAAAUUCGAUCCUGCGGAGUUCUGGAAAGCGCAGCAAAGGUCUUUACAGUGGAUAGCGGAGCAGAACCGAGAAGCGGCUGAGGCGAAAGCGGCGAGGGCACGAUAUCACCGCGACAGAUUGGAUGCAGCGCAGAAGAUGGAGCACGCCGAUAAUGUUGACUCAGACCCUCCGCACCCAAGAGAUGUUCCUUUGGAUAGAGAUACCAUGGACGUCGACCUUCCUCCCUUACGCCAAGAACCUUCGCUAUCACCAGCACAAGAACUCCACAACCCGUACGAAGGCGACUCGAUGGCCAACAAUUGCACGAACCUCUCCCCACCUUUCUCUCCCGCCUCCCACCCUCCACCACACCCCUCACCACCGGUCCCUGGAUCCGGAUCGCCAAUCCGCACCACCACCACGCCCACCGCCAAGCCCGAGGCAAACACGACAUCGCGGGCCUGA
Messenger RNA from Endocarpon pusillum Z07020, 1341 nucleotides. RefSeq lists its product as uncharacterized. The transcript has 5 exons. The coding region runs from base 1 to 1341 and encodes 446 amino acids. Lineage: Eukaryota; Fungi; Ascomycota; Eurotiomycetes; Verrucariales; Verrucariaceae. The record is from RefSeq and is a predicted model, not a curated record.